Leptosia nina is the source of this 1305-nucleotide messenger RNA. Lineage: Eukaryota; Metazoa; Arthropoda; Insecta; Lepidoptera; Pieridae. The record is from the annotation of a GenBank genome assembly.
AUGCUGGACCUAGAAAUCGUUCCAGAACGCUCCCUGGGUUGUGAGACCUGGGAAUUUGUCCUAGGAAUGCAUUUCUCGCAAGCGGUCGCGAUUAUUCAGAGUCAAGUUGGCACUAUCAGGGGUGUCCAAGUGCUGUACAGUGAUCAGAACCCCCUCGCUGUCGACCUAGUGAUAAAUAUGCCUCAAGACGGGAUCCGGUUAAUUUUCGACCCGGUGGCGCAGCGGCUUAAGAUCAUAGAAAUAUACAAUAUGAAAUUAGUUAAGCUUAGGUAUAGUGGUAUGUCUUUUAACUCACCGGAGAUAACGCCAUCUAUCGAGCAAGUGGAGCACUGCUUCGGCGCGACCCACCCGGGCCUAUAUGACAGUCAGCGGCAUUUGUUCGCGCUUAAUUUUAGGGGACUCACCUUUUAUUUUCCUGUUGAUAGUAAAUUUGAGCCUGGCUACGCUCACGGCCUGGGCUCGCUUCAGUUUCCUAAUGGAGGUUCACCUGUCGUCUCUAGAACAACUAUCUAUUAUGGCUCACAGCAUCAGCUGACACGGUCCAGCAAUGGAGGUCGCUGUUCGGCACCGUUAGCAGACCUCCCUCUAUCCUGUUAUCGACACCAGCUCCACUUGCGCCGUUGCGAUGUCCUCAGAAGCGCUACGAGUACGCUGGCUCUUGGCCUACAUAUAUACACUGAAGGAGGUAGAUCCGGCGAUGCCCCGUGUGCGCGCCGGCGUGUCAUCCGCUUCGGUGACAGCUGUCAGGCUGUUUCCCGCGCUUUGGCCGCUCCGGCGCGUCUCUACUACAAAGCGGACGACAAGAUGCGCAUACACAGGCCGACGGCGCGUCGCCGCCCACCCCCGGCCAGCGACUACUUUUUCAACUACUUCACUCUGGGUUUGGACGUUCUAUUCGAUGCGCGCACGCACCAAGUGAAGAAGUUCGUGUUGCACACCAACUACCCCGGGCAUUAUAACUUCAACAUGUACCAUCGCUGCGAGUUCGAGCUCAACGUACAACCCGACAAAGAUAAUGUUGAACUUAGAUCGGAGUCCAACGCGCUAGUCGAGUCGCGCGGCGCCGUCUGUAUCACAGCGUACAGCAAGUGGGAGAGCGUGUCGCGGGCGCUGCGCGUGUGCGAACGGCCUGUGGUCCUCAAUAGAGCUUCUUCGACCAAUACGACCAACCCCUUUGGAUCUACUUUCUGCUAUGGAUACCAGGACAUCAUAUUUGAGGUGAUGUCAAACAAUUACAUAGCGUCGAUAACUCUCUACCAGCCCGAGGGAACUCGACCACAGUACGCGGUCAGUUCCAUCGCGUGA